Molecule: messenger RNA, 3435 nt
Organism: Lasiodiplodia theobromae
Lineage: Eukaryota; Fungi; Ascomycota; Dothideomycetes; Botryosphaeriales; Botryosphaeriaceae
Product: Apoptosis regulator BCL-2 protein bag
Exons: 4
Coding region: 1-3435 (1144 amino acids)
Molecular function (GO): protein-folding chaperone binding
Source: RefSeq, a predicted model, not a curated record
AUGGUUCAUACACGUCGCCAGUCCUCGAGGCUGCGAAGCACUCCGCAGCGCCGUGGAAACAACUACAUUCCAGAGGAUGUAGCCUCGCCUGCUAUUGCUGCGACGCCCAAGAUGCCUUCGCUCGAGAAGGUCGACGAGCAGCCUGAGACUGCGAGCCCCGAGCAAGCCGCUGCUUCCGAGGCUUCUGAUCGUACAGAGUCGCAUGUCCCCAAGGUAGCUGUUCGCACCCCGACCAGCAAAACCCAGAUUGAGCCCAGCCGCAUCGAGAUGCAUCCACACCACCAUCAGCAUAGCACCGCCAAGCCUCUGGACGAGGCACGGUGGUUAGGAUUUCUCAAUAUGGGCGCCGCCACCGAGCCUGUCAAAAAGGGUGUUAGCAAGAUCCCAAUUACACAGGCGACCCCCACCAAGUCACAACAGACGAUGCCUGCUACUGCCUUCUCAACGCCCGAGUUCAAGUUCCGUUUCCGCCGUCCUUCGCUCGAUCUCAGUCCCGAGGCCAAGAAAGUGAUGGAGGAGAGCAGGAAGGAAGCGGAGAAGAUUCGGGCUCAGAUGUCAGCCAACCCAGAGAAAUUUGGUAUUGAGAAUUCCGAGGAUAUUGCCCGCAGAAUCGCAACGCCAACAAGCAAGACCGGCCGCUUCAGCGCUGCCCACAUGGCUGAAUUCAAGAAGAUGGACUCGAUUGCCAACCACCCAUCGGCCGUCCGCGCUAACCGCGAUCGCCUUCAACCUGCCGCCACUGCGCUCAAGCGCUCGCCAUCCAAGGCCGAGCUGGACAACCAGGAGAAGACGAACGGAAAGACGCCGCGCUCCAAAUCUACUACAGACCUUGGCAAGGCAGACGGCGACAGCAACGCCAGCCCAGCCAAGCGGGUCAAGCACAGUAAGGAAGAUGAUGCAUCUGCAGCCCGCCGUACAGUAGAGAAUGGCGAGGCCCACCAGUCAGCUAAGCAGAAGAGUGCCACUGUUGCUCGCGGCAACACCGGCAUUGCUCGCUCCUUGUCUCACCUCACCACUCCAACAAAGGCUUCUCUUGCUCGCUCCCAGAGCGUCAAGACGCUUAAGAAGACGUCUUAUAUCCCUACAUUGGCUCGGUCUCCAUCCGCGCAGGCGCUCAAGACUCCCUCUAAGACGCCGGCAUCCCUGAUGGAUAAUCUCCGCAAGGCGAGCCAGACUAUGUCCCGUCUGCCUUCGAUGAAGUCGAUUCUUCGCAGCCCCGUCCGUCAGUACUCCAACGAUCCGGCCAAGAUUGCUGCUGGAACGCACAUGACGUCUCCGCCGGAAGUGAACAAGGCUCUUCCGGAAGCUCCGGCAACUGCGCCGGUGCAAAAGCACGUUGUAUUCAGCGAGAGCACACUUGAGAGGGCUAAUGAACCCAACAAUGUUCGCGCUUCAUCAGAGGUUCCGCAAGAGGCACCGUCCGAAGUCAAGUACCCUGAGCUGCCAGAAUUGUCCCCAGCUCCCAUGGGCAAAGGCGACUUCACCUUCCGGUCCGACAGGACCAUUAAGUUCGGUUCGGGAAUCAAGGGACCUACGAUCCGCCACGUUCGCAACAGCAAUGCUUCGUCUGCUCUGCCCGAUCCCUUCACCUCCACGUCUGCCAAGAAACGGAAGGUAGACGUUCCCAGCGCGAUCACGGAGAGCGAGAAGGAAAACGAGGAUGAAGACGGAGGCCGUCGGGCCAAGCGGGUCAAGACGACGGCCAAGGCUGCCCCGAAGAAGCCAGAGACUAGCAACAAGACGCCGCGGCGCAGAGAAGCUGGCCGAGGAGUGCUCAGCCAGGCCAGGCUGAAUGCCUUGGCCCAACCCAAGCGCAGGGUCAAAAUCAAAUUCUUGGAAGGCAAUGGCUUCGUUUUCUGCAGCGCUUGGGCGGCAGCAGGGCUGAGCGGACCCGCUGCUCGGCAAGGCGCCGAUCCCAAAAAAGUGGGCCCGUCGACGCAACUCAUCCUCCCGCCAUCUUCGUCUCUGAGUCGCGUUAUCGCCGCUCCUAGCCUACAUCACCCAACUCCUUCCCCCGCUGUCUCGGAAACCGUCGCAACCGUGGCGUCACAACUGCUGUCCCGCGUAACCCAGGCAAUCCAACAGCGCGAUCCUGCUGCCCCCAAGCCCCGCGCCCUGGACAACGCCCACCGAUCCAUAGCACACCUGCAACGAGCCUUUGACGACUUCGUCCGCACCUAUAAUCUCCCGCUUCCGAAGCUGCUACACGACAACCCCGGCCCCUCGCCGCCUGGGAGCCCGCUCGACUACCUUGCCGCCGCCGCCCAACGGUACACAGACGAUCCCACGUCGCUGGUUGUUCUGCUCGCGACGCUGCUAGCGGGAAUACUGAUUGGCUUGUUUGGCUUCAAGAGAAUGUCGUGGAGUUCACGCUUUGGCUCGUGGGGCGGCCGCUUCAGUCCCUUCGGUCGCGGCGACCCAGCAAGCACCACCGUGUCGGAUGCCGACUUCAGCUACAUCACCAGCGAGGACCUUGCCGCCCAGAAGAACCUCGGCGCCAACCCGGAUGCCGCCAACAACCACACUGCUUCUCCACCCUCCGGCCGCAGCAAUGCGAAUGGCGAGACGGACAUCCUGGUGCUGAAGCACAAGCGCGUCAGCUACCCCGUGCACUUCGCCCGCGGCGCCAUCGACGCGGGUGAGCUGAGCGUCAAGCACAUCCGUGACGCGGCUGCGCGCAAGAUGGAUGUCGACGACGCGCGCCGCAUCAAGCUGUUCUACAAGGGCCGUCAGCUGAAGGACGACCAGCAGGCGCGCUCUGUGGGCCUGCGCUCCGACUAUGAAAGCGAGAUCCUGUGCGUCGUCGGCGAAGGCCAGCCGUUCAGCUCCUCGUCCAAGAGCGAGAGUCCGUACGGGCAGCGCGGAGACGACGUCAACGGCGCUGAGUCGGGCGGCGAGAGCAGCGACGACAACGCCGACUCCUCGACGCCCGGCGGGUCGCGGGGAAAGAAGAGCAAGAACAAGCGCCGCCGCGGCGGGAAGAAGCAUAGCAAGAAGGGCCACGGUGGCCGCAGCGAGAGCGCCACCCCUGAGCCGACCAAUGCCUACGUCGGCGGCGGCGCAAAGGCCGAGUUUUUGGGUGUGCCAACGAACUCCGCUGUGCCGCCUCGUCCGUCCAGCUCGUCGUCGAACAACCGUCCUACGCCGCCGCACAAGCUCCCGCAGACGCCCAUGGACAAGCUCCAGGAGCUGUCCAGCAAGUUCCACACCACGCUCGUGCCCAUGUGCGUGCAGUUCCUGAGCAAUCCGCCGCAGGACGCCGCCAAGCUCGAGUUCGACCACAAGCGCUUGACUGAGACGGUUCUCGCCCAAGUGUUGCUGAAGCUGGAUGCUGUUGAGACGCAGGGCGAUGAGGCCGCAAGAGCCAAGCGCAAGGAGCUGGUCAAGGAAUGCAAUAACAUGCUCUCAAGACUUGAUGAGGUUGUGAAGCGUUAG